GCUGCCGCUGACCCCGUUCGCCUUCCAUAGUUUCCUAUCUUGCCGGUGUCUACUCUCUUGCUGAACGCGUGGUAGGGAUUCUUUUAUUUCGAUUCUGAGAAGUUAUUCUGGAAAUGGCAGAAAUGGUUCAAGAAAAGAAUACAGGACUAAAAUUCGCAGAGGAGCAGCUUCUGCGACACGGAUGGGAAAAAGGUAAAGGUCUGGGAAGAUAUGAGAAUGGCAUUUCAGAAGCUAUUAAAGUCAAAAUUAAAUGUGAUAAAGGAGGGAUGGGCCAUAAGGAAGGUGAGCAGUUCAGUUUCCACUGGUGGGACCAUGUUUUUAACAAAGCCUCGUCAGGUCUGGUUGUGGAAUCAGGGCAGAAUGGUGUGGUGGUGAAGAAGUCAGAUGACGGCAAUGAUGGAUUGAUCUCCAACAAGAAGCCACGCAAGGCUCAGCAAGCCAAGUCCAUGCUCUAUGGACGCUUUGUCAAGUCAGCUACGCUGCUGUCAGGUGAGAAGCCAGAAAAAACCUCUGAUUCAGAUGACAGCAGCAGCAGUUCUGAAGAUGAGGACCAGAAACUGGAUCUUUCCAGCACGACCAAACUAUCAGAUGCAGAUCUGCUUGAAGCUUGCGGAGGACGAACAGCACACAAAGGAGCCAGACAUGGACUCACUAUGAGCGCCAAACUGGCCCGGCUUGAGCAGCAGGAGCAAGAGUUCAUGAACAAGUAUGGUAAGAAGAACCACACUGCUAAAACAUCCACAAGCAGCACAGACUGUCUAAAUCCUGAGGGAUGUCCAGAUAUGAACGAGAAAACAAAACGCAAGAAAUCAAAAAGACAGAAGGAGCCAUCAGAGAAUAACAUCCAUGAAGAUAAAAUGACAACACACAUCCUUCCAAGUAAUAAUACUGAGAACUGCAAGCCCAAAAAGAGGAAAGGCUUUAAUGGUGCUUCCGUGAACAACGAUAUGAUUGCAGAUACAGAGCCAAAGAAGAAGAAAAAGAGAAAUCGCAAAGAAAAAGAAGCACCUGAGGAUUGUGCCAAUGGAGACUGCAGCAUAGACGUGAACGAGGCAUUCACACACACAUCAGAGGAGCGAGACACACACCUGCCAAUGGAUGACAGCGUGCACAAAAAGAAGAAAAAGAAAAAACAAUCCAAGGUGGAUGAUGAGACGGCCAACACAGAUGAGAUCAGUGAGGAUUCCACGAACACACAGAACAAACAGCCACAGGAGGGCAGUAUUGAGCAUCAACAAGCCUCUGACGGUGCCUCCAAAAAGAAAAAGAAAAAGAAAUCCUCUAUGGAGCACUACGAAGUUGUGGAUAACUCAACUACUGCGAUGACAGUAACAGAGGACACUAGCAACAAAGCACAGAUAAUGGACACACAAACAGAAGGACAGGAGAACGACAGGAAGAAAAACAAAAAAAAGAAGCAUAGCAAAAAGGAGCAGGAGGUGGUAGAAAAUGUGCAGUUUGAGGAGUCUGUGCCAAAGAAAAAGAAAAAAAAGAGCAAAUAGUGAACUCGCAUGCUGCAGAACUCACUACAAACACAAGCUGAUCAGAAUCUGGGCUGCUGAUGAAAUGCAAGGAUCAGUUCUCCAGUAUCAAGACUAUUAGCUGUUCAGAUCACAUGUUUGUUGUGCAGCACUCGUAUUCAUUCUUACAAGUCAUGGGUGAUUUUUAAAGCUUGAGACCCACGGGUGACAUGAAAUGUUUUUAAUGGACUGAUUUGUGAGACAUUUGUGUUAUGCAUAUUAAAUGGCAUAUCCACAAUGACAAAAGUGUGAUGAACUGUGAACCGCUUGAAGUGAGUUGUGUGGAACUUGAAACAUUGCUAACAAAUCAAACUUCAAAUGAAUUGGAAAAUAGUUAUUCUUGAGA
Molecule: messenger RNA, 1866 nt
Organism: Sinocyclocheilus grahami
Lineage: Eukaryota; Metazoa; Chordata; Actinopteri; Cypriniformes; Cyprinidae
Product: G patch domain-containing protein 4-like
Exons: 8
Coding region: 114-1502 (462 amino acids)
Cellular component (GO): nucleolus
Molecular function (GO): nucleic acid binding
Source: RefSeq, a predicted model, not a curated record